CUUCGCCUGCUGCUUCCACCUUCCGCCCGGUGCAGCCGCGGCUUUCGGCGCGACCGUCGUCGCUUCCCAUCGUUGUGCUGGCCCUGCGGCGCCCGAGCCCGCAAUGUCGGGCCCCAACGGGGAUCUGGGCAUGCCGGUGGAGGCGGCCACGGAAGGAGAGGACGACGAUUUCGAGGAAGCAGAGUACGCCGCCAUCAACUCCAUGUUGGACCAGAUCAACUCCUGCCUGGACCACCUGGAGGAGAAGAACGACCACCUCCACGCCCGCCUCCAGGAGCUGCUGGAGUCCAACAGGCAGACUCGCCUCGAGUUCCAGCAGCAGCUUGGGGAAGCUACCGGUGAUGCCAGCCCCUAGGCCGUGGGAGCCCCCAGGGCAGGCCCAACCCUGCGUCCCUGGGCCAGGCUCAGCCUGGGCACUCACCUUCUGGCCUCAACACCCUCUUGAAGGCUAGCCUUUGGUCCCUCCUGGGCCCAGGGGUGGGCUGGUCACCCACCCACCAGUCUGCCCACCUCCCGGGAAUGCCCCACUCUGUCCAGGACCAAAUGUCCACAUUAAACAGGUCUCCCACA
This is a messenger RNA of Fukomys damarensis (Damara mole-rat), 570 nucleotides long. RefSeq names its product chromosome unknown C9orf16 homolog (gene Bbln). The record is from RefSeq and is a predicted model, not a curated record. The transcript has 2 exons. Lineage: Eukaryota; Metazoa; Chordata; Mammalia; Rodentia; Bathyergidae. The coding region runs from base 104 to 355 and encodes 83 amino acids.